CAAAUCUUCCAAAUGGGAACCUUCCUGCAGUCUUCUUCCUCAACUCCUAAGUCCUAACACAUGACUUUAUUAACCCAAGAAGAGUCAACCAUUAAUUCUUUCUAAACUUAACUACUUGAUUGCCUCACACACCUAACCCCCAUUAUAAUAAUAAACCCAAUUUCACCCAUUCUAUCAAACUCAAAAUUUGAUCGAACAUCAACUCCCAUGGCACCUAUUGCACAAGCAUACCAAGAGCACCUCCCGGCAGUGCCCUCAUGGCUAAACAAAGGCGACAACGGGUGGCAAAUGACGGCCGCAACGCUCGUAGGCCUCCAGAGCAUGCCGGGCCUCGUCAUCCUCUACGCCAGCAUUGUCAAGAAGAAAUGGGCCGUCAACUCGGCUUUCAUGGCCCUCUAUGCCUUUGCAGCAGUCCUAAUAUGUUGGGUCCUCGUGUGCUACCGGAUGGCCUUUGGCGACCAGCUGCUACCGUUUUGGGGCAAGGGUGCCCCCGCUUUAGGCCAAAAGUUCCUAAUUCACCGAGCCCAGGUCCCCGAAAGUAGACACUCGUAUGACGAUGGCUCCGAGGAGACACCCAAGAUUGAGCCCUUUUAUCCAAUGGCCUCAUUGGUCUACUUCCAAUUCACUUUUGCAGCCAUUACAAUGAUUUUACUAGCUGGCUCUGUUCUUGGUCGCAUGAACAUCAAGGCAUGGAUGGCCUUUGUCCCUCUUUGGCUCAUCUUUUCAUAUACAGUUGGUGCUUUUAGUCUAUGGGGUGGUGGCUUUCUCUUCCAUUGGGGCGUCAUCGACUACUCCGGUGGUUAUGUCAUCCAUCUAUCCUCAGGAAUUGCUGGUUUCACUGCCGCUUAUUGGGUUGGGCCGAGGCUGAAGAGUGACAGGGAGAGGUUCCCACCAAACAAUGUGUUACUCAUGCUGGCUGGUGCUGGUUUACUAUGGAUGGGUUGGUCAGGUUUCAAUGGCGGGGCACCUUACGCGGCCAAUAUUGACGCCUCCAUAGCGGUGCUAAACACGAAUAUAUGUGCAGCCACAAGCCUUCUGGUAUGGACAUCACUUGAUGUUGCCUUCUUUGGAAAGCCAUCGGUGAUAGGAGCCGUUCAGGGGAUGAUGACUGGCCUUGUUUGUAUUACUCCCGGAGCUGGGGUGGUGCAAUCGUGGGCAGCGAUAGUGAUGGGUUUACUUUCUGGUAGUAUUCCAUGGUUUUCCAUGAUGAUCCUUCACAAGAAGUCUACUUUGCUACAGAAGGUGGAUGACACCCUAGGUGUAUUUCAUACCCACGCCGUGGCGGGACUACUGGGCGGACUUUUGACGGGGCUAUUGGCUGAGCCGGCCCUUUCCAGUCUGGUACUUCCGGUAGGCAACACGAGGGGUGCAUUUUACGGUGGCAGUGGCGGCAGUCAAUUCCUGAAGCAACUGGUAGCAGCAAUGUUUGUGAUCGGGUGGAACAUCGUGUCGACCACCGCAAUUCUACUAUCAAUAAGGCUGUUCAUACCGCUCCGAAUGCCUGAAGAGCAGCUCAUAAUUGGAGAUGAUGCUGUUCAUGGAGAAGAAGCCUAUGCCCUUUGGGGUGACGGAGAGAAGUAUGACCCAACAAAGCAUGGAUGGCAUAUGUCCUCCUACGCAGGCGAAGUUGCACCAUCUGGGUUCGGCAUUGGUGCAAGAGGUGUGACUAUUAAUUUAUAAAAGGUGUGUGUGAUUAGGUUUAAUUUCUAUCCUAUCCCGUCCCUUCAACAUCCUUAAUUAACGGGAAUCAUACUCUAAUGAUUCUGUUAAUUACCAUUUAAUUAUCUUGUUUCAUGCCCACGUUUACACAUUGUUGCUUUUGAUACUAUCUAAGUUGUGAAAAAAUUCAAUGUCGUAUAUAAAAUUUUGAUCGUGUUACAUUUCGUACAUUAUAAACAAAUUUAUCUUAUAAAGUUGGCUUUAUAGAGUUGCUCAUAA
This is a messenger RNA of Cornus florida, 1938 nucleotides long. Its product is annotated as ammonium transporter 2. The coding region runs from base 208 to 1680 and encodes 490 amino acids. Gene Ontology annotation, molecular function: ammonium channel activity. Gene Ontology annotation, biological process: ammonium transmembrane transport. The transcript has 4 exons. NCBI's taxonomy places the organism in Eukaryota, Viridiplantae, Streptophyta, Magnoliopsida, Cornales, Cornaceae. Gene Ontology annotation, cellular component: plasma membrane. The record is from RefSeq and is a predicted model, not a curated record.